AUGUGGUUGUUCAUUUUCGCCAGCUUCCUUAACUGUGUGUCGGCCUAUGAUGUAGAUCUGUUGAAACUGGAUGGUCUCGCAAAAGCGAAGGUGGAGGUAGGUUUGAGUAUGCAAUUGCGUUAAUAUUCUAUUAGAUUCGUAAACAAAGCCACUACAAGUAGCCUAAGAUAACAAGAAUGAAUAAGAAGCAGGCUUUAUAAACAUAUUUGUCGAUAUAAUUAUGGAUCAUGUUUUGGUAUUUUAUUGGAUAAACGUAUAGAUCAAUACAUUUAGAUUCGUAUUGAGGUAAAUAUUGGGUAGCCUAACUGUUAUCCUAUGUGCGCAUGCGUAGGUGUUUGGGAGGAGGAAAAUGAAUGAAUGAAAGUUGAAAACCUCCUCGCAUCUGCGCCGAUGGGUGUCUAUCCAUGUUAUUAGCUUUUGACCAAACAUUUUGGGAAUAAACAUUAAGUGAUUCCACUGCACAUUAUACUAUCUAAUGGAUUGAGACUCUCAUGGGCAUUUAUAGGCCUACAUGAUAGGCUAUUAUCUGUAAUCAUUCUGUGUUACAAUAGAAUGCCAGUGAAUUACUUCAACGUGGCUGAAAGAUGAGACCUAAGGUUCAAAUUACAGUGGGUUAACAAUGCCUUUUUCAGACUUUCUUCUCCUCUUUGUGAGAGAACAUAUUAUCCUCCAGGGUGCAUCACACCUGCCAGGAUCUUUCAGCGAAAAAUAUUGUCAAGUUGGCAUUUACCUGUGGGAUACCUACCUACCAGCAGGUUGUAAUGAAUCUAAGAGCAGAGCUGUAAGCUUGGCCACUUAUCUAUGUACCCAUGGAUGUGCAAACCACAUCCCUCUCCCAUUGGCUAAACAAAAUAUCAUUACAUAGGGCAGGGAUCAUCAACUAGAUUCAGCUGAGGCUCUAUAUUUAUUUUUUGAGCAGAUGGUCGGGGGGCCGGAACAUAAUUACAAAUAAUAUGUCGACUGCAAAUUGACCGCAAGAAGCCCAAACCAAUAUAAUAUUUGACUAAACAAUAAUUUCAAACCUUUCUUACAUAAUCAGGUGUCUCUUUGUUAUGCGUGGCAAUACUUGGGAACAGAUUUCCCAAAUUAAAAUAACUUGGAGCGUAUUUCCUGGUGUUUUUAGUUGUUUAUGUCCAACAAUGAAAAAAAAUUAAAAUGGCUUAUUUUUUGCUCAAAAAUUGGGGGGCCAAAUAAAACCACCCGUGGGGAACCCUUACAUAUGGCCUACAAUAUAGUAUAGGCCUAUGGUAUCUCAACAAGAGGCAACAUGUUUUUCAGACAGUGAGUGUUUCACUCCUGUCCAGAUGGUGCGAUAAGUCCCUUUAUCUGCUGAUAGUCCUGACUCCUACACUACUAAUGGGUCAGGAGGAUCACCUGGGUCUGAGUCAUACCCAGUCAGUCACCCACUGCCCUGCUCCUGUCCUGGGGGGAUUUAUAACCACUAUCCUGCUUAAUCUCUGUUUCUCAGUCAUGCGGUGGAUGACAGCUGAACAGGCUGAGAGAGGUAAGCGCUUAAGUAGGCCUAUUGUUUUAUCAACAGUCUUCUCUGUAUAUGUACAGUAUUAUUGAUUGUUUUUUUGCAAUUGCUGAAAUGCUCAUAAAUAUCACUGCCUGCCCAACAAAGCAGACUGCAGAGUUACACUAAUCAUCAACCUCUUCAACCCCUCAGGUCAAAGCCUUUGUGACCCAGGACAUUCCUCUUUAGUAUCCUUUUAUUUUGGUGAUGGCAGAUGUGCAGAGAUGUGAUAGCCAAUGUGAGGGUAGUUAGGUCCUCUGCCGUGAUGUGGAAGCCAUGCACUGGUUGACAACAUUUAACUGAUUUAACCAUCUCAGAAUAAAUAAUUAACAGCCUUACUGAUUUAUAAACUAAGUAAGUUAAGGGCCAAUCCGCAGUUGAAACAAUAAGAGGUAACCUCACCACUGUUUUGGUAAAAAGAUGAGGGAUGGGGCUAGAGAACUGUAACCAAUCAAAUUAACCCACCAUUGAUCAUCCAUGAAAUCUAAAUGAUAGUUUUAACCAUGUUUUGAGGCUAUACAGUGUUUGUUUACAAACAAUGGAGUAAAACAAGCUUAUAUUUUGGUUCCUGAUGGGGUACGACAGUUGAACUAAGCUCAUUUACAAGAAUCAAUGGGUGUGUAUAUAUAAUUGAUUUAUAAGUCCAAAAAUGAAUGUAGCAACUGCCCCUUUUGAUGUAAAGUCCUACCGUAUGGAGUAACGAGAACAAAGUUACACAGCAGCUAAACUUACCACACAUUUGUACUCAUCUGACCAAGUAAAUUAAAGCUAUUUCUGCAGACAGAAGCUUAUAUAUAUAUAUAUAUAUAUAUAUACUUCUAUAGCCCUAAAGAAAGCCAUACCUUUACCCUGCAGAUAGCUUUCUGUCCUGAAGCAGUCACAACUCCAGCAUGUAAGCCUGUCUUGAAGUGAUCUCAUAACUGAAGUGCUUCAUGCAUUUCCCUGUCAUGUAUGGAGGCUGGAGCACAAAGUCCAAGCCGUACAUCACCAUACUUCACUAGCUGGUGUGAUGACAGGCAGCAGGCAGGGCACUAGUGCCUGAAGGAAGUCGUCCUGGCCUGGGGUGUCAGACACCUGUCAGCUGCGUGCGGGCACUCUGUUUGCAUUGCAUUUCCCCGUUUGCCUCUUUUUGUUUGUAACCCUUGAUUCAUGCCAUCCCAGUCAUAACCUGGUAAUGAAACACAUCCCUGGGGCUGACCCCGAGCUUGUCCUCCUCAACCACUACUACGAAGAGCUGGACGUAAGUGAGCUGCUGAAACACACUGAAGUUUUACUGUAACUUUAUCACAUCUCUGGUGUUAAUGAUUUACUGUAAGUUCUCACUAGUGCGCUAUAAUGGUUAAAAGAUUGGUCAAAAAAUGGUGCAGGCUUACUUAUCUAGAGAUGCAUGCAUGUAAAGGGUGGGCCUACUAUUGCACAGAAAUUGUAUGACAAACCCAUCUGUGCAAUGCUACAGCUUGUGGAAGAAUAGAGCGCUCUUGUGAGGAUAGGCAUCUCACCUAAAUGUAUCUGCCCUGUUCAGCGGAUCGCCCUGUCUGACAUGACCCGCUCUGAGAUCAACGAGCUGCUGGAGAAGUUGGGCUUCUACAAGAAGGCUCAGCCUGAGGACCAGGUCCCAGAGGAGUUCCGCUUCUCCCCCGCCAAGGACAGCCCCUUCAAAGCGAAUCCCUCCUCUUCUUCAGCCCCCACAGACAACGCUUCCUCAGAGUCUGACGCAGAGGCCAAGCGCUCUGAC
Coregonus sp. 'balchen' is the source of this 3251-nucleotide messenger RNA. The record is from the annotation of a GenBank genome assembly. NCBI's taxonomy places the organism in Eukaryota, Metazoa, Chordata, Actinopteri, Salmoniformes, Salmonidae.